CACGCCUCAGUUGCUCUGAACUGUCACUACCGUCACUAUAGUUUACCACCUACGGCGCUGCAUUCGAGUCUCCAUCCUUUCUGUUUGCAAAUCGUGCCAAGAUGGGUAUCGACAUUAACCAUAAAUACGAUCGGAAAGUUCGGCGUACGGCCCCCAAGAGCCAAGAUGUCUAUCUACGUCUCCUGGUUAAACUUUAUCGGUAUUUGGCUCGUCGUACCGGAGCGAAGUUCAACAAAAUCGUCCUGAAUCGCUUGUUUAUGAGCCGAAUUAACCGGCCUCCACUGUCGCUGGCCAAAUUGGUCCGCCACAUGAAAAAGCCCGGCCGUGAAGGACUAACGGCAGUUGUUGUGGGCACUGUAACUGACGAUUCGAGGAUCGUCAACCUGGGGUCGAACAAGGAGUUCCCCAAGCUGUCUUUGUGUGCUUUAAGGGUAACGGAGAAGGCCCGUGCUAGAGUGCUGAAAGCUGGUGGCGAAGUCAUCACAUUCGAUCAACUGGCAUUGAAGGCCCCAACCGGUACCAAAACCGUUCUUCUGCAAGGACGCCGCACUGCCCGAGAGGCCAACAGGCACUUCGGUCCUGCUCCUGGUGUGCCCCACAGCCACACGAAGCCGUUUGUCCGCUCAAAGGGACGCAAAUUCGAAAGGGCUCGUGGUCGCAGGAAGUCAUGUGGCUACAAGAAGUAGAUCCUUUUUUGGGCUGCUUGUGCAACUGGUGCGCAACAGCACUAGUUUACUACUGGUGGGUGUAAAGGACUCUAUUGCGGCGCAACAUAGUCCUAAGUACCCUUUUAAAGCUAGUAAAGAAAAUAAUAAACAAAGGAAGUUA
Molecule: messenger RNA, 828 nt
Organism: Dendroctonus ponderosae (mountain pine beetle)
Lineage: Eukaryota; Metazoa; Arthropoda; Insecta; Coleoptera; Curculionidae
Gene: RpL18
Product: 60S ribosomal protein L18
Exons: 4
Coding region: 102-686 (194 amino acids)
Biological process (GO): translation
Cellular component (GO): ribosome; cytosolic large ribosomal subunit
Molecular function (GO): structural constituent of ribosome; RNA binding
Source: RefSeq, a predicted model, not a curated record